This is a messenger RNA of Adelges cooleyi (spruce gall adelgid), 1460 nucleotides long. RefSeq names its product gamma-butyrobetaine dioxygenase-like. The transcript is spliced from 7 exons. The record is from RefSeq and is a predicted model, not a curated record. Gene Ontology annotation, biological process: carnitine biosynthetic process. The coding region runs from base 128 to 1264 and encodes 378 amino acids. Lineage: Eukaryota; Metazoa; Arthropoda; Insecta; Hemiptera; Adelgidae. Gene Ontology annotation, cellular component: mitochondrion. Gene Ontology annotation, molecular function: oxidoreductase activity.
CACACGCGGUUUUCUCGACUGGAACGAAUGCGCGCAAUUAAAAAAAAAACUACAAUUUUAUUUUAUAUAAUAUAAUAUAAGGGUACCGCCAACUCGAGCGGGUUCGCAUAUUAUUUUAUCCUAAGACAUGCAAGUGUCGGUAGUUAACUCGGAAAUCCGUUUGCUGCGCGUCCGGGACGGAUGUCGCUUUGCUUAUCCUUUGGUUUGGAUGAAAAACAACUGUCAAUGUCCGGACUGUGCGUCGCAAGUGUCUGGAGCCAGGAAGCAAGUCAUUCGAGAAUUUAAUUUCCAUUCGGUGCCCACCGAUUACCGAAUUUCCAACGGAGACGACACGCUUUACAUAAAAUGGGAUGACGGCCAACAGAGUACUUACGGCCUACAGUGGCUCUUGGAGAGGAAUUUCAAUGACAAUAAUGAUUAUCGGCCGGACCAUCAGCAGAGAAUUAAAUGGACCGCUGAAACGUUCCCUACCAUUUUCCAGUCGUAUGAAUACGAGCACAUAAUAAAGAGGGACGAAGUUUUACUUGACUGGUUGGAUUCAUUGGCGACUUAUGGUAUCGUUAUGAUCAACAAUUCCGGACUUGACGAAAGCAGGGUCAAAGAACUGGCCGAGAGAGUAGGAUUUUUAAAACGAACGCAUUAUGGGGAAACAUUCAAGGUGGAAAAUAACUUGGACGCUACCAACUUGGCGUACAGGUCGUCUUACUUGCAACUUCACACGGAUCUGCCGUACUACGAAUACGCUCCCGGGGUGAUCAUGUUGCAUUGUAUCGUUCAGCCCGAAAGCGCCGGCGGCGAAAGCGAGGUAGUCGAUGGGCUUAACGUUUGCCAACACAUGCAGCAAAACCAUCCGGCACACUACAAAGCUCUGGCCACCAUUCCAGUGAUGUGGACCGACCGCGGUCAUGACAACGACUACAAGUUCCAUUGCGUUCAUCAUUCGCCUAUCAUUCGAGAAGAUCGACACGGUGGCGUCAAGAGGAUCAAAUUCAGCGAACACCACAGAGACUCAAAGUUUCCGGUGGUUCUAGAAGACGUACACGUUUGGUACGAGGCGGUUGAAAAAUUCGUGAAAAUGGCAUACAGCGACAAAUUGAAAUCAACUUUUAAAAUGAAACCCGGUGAUAUUUUAACAUUUGACAACCACCGUCUAUUGCACGGCAGAAAGAGUUAUGAAGGUUCCAGAUUGUUGAUCGGCGGCUAUUUGGAUUGGGAUUUGAUUAACUCAAGAAUUCGUGUUUUGAAAUCUCAAUUAAGCUCUUAGCAAAACAUUCGAUGCGCUUAUAAAAAGAUCCUUAUAAAAUAUUUUCGUUAAUAGAAAAUUAUAAUUUAAAAAAUAGUCAUGAACUUGAUAACAAAUGUCAUAAUCAUUUUUGAGGUUACCUUGCUAUUAACGUGCUUGUAUAGUAUAAAGAUAUCGUACAAACGUAAUAUACAUUUAUUUAUUUCAAUUUAUUAAA